Mycosarcoma maydis (corn smut) is the source of this 1116-nucleotide messenger RNA. RefSeq lists its product as uncharacterized. The record is from RefSeq and is a predicted model, not a curated record. Gene Ontology annotation, molecular function: oxidoreductase activity. Bases 1 to 1116 code for a protein of 371 amino acids. The transcript has a single exon. NCBI's taxonomy places the organism in Eukaryota, Fungi, Basidiomycota, Ustilaginomycetes, Ustilaginales.
AUGCUGGUAAACGUCGUCUUGGUGGUAUAUGCGCUUCUGUGCUGGUCACAAGUGUGUGGUGGCAAGUCAACGUCGUUCUGGAAGCAGAUGGAUGCCAUCGACGCUCUACACGAACCAAGUAUCACGCACCACCAUCACGGUUCGUCGUUGGAUCGACGCGCGCUGACGGCUUCGCAUCCGGGCUCGUCUUCGAUCAAGUGCACACAUCCGGUGGCGCGCGUUUCGUUCUACGCGCUUACCUCGUCGGAACGCGCUGCAUGGGUGCACUCGUUCACGCAACUGCACACGCUGCGCAACAAGUCGAUCUUCGUGCGCGGCGGGACGUUUAUGGACGACCUGACCAUGGUGCAUAUUGGGUUGCAGGAAGAGAUGCACUUCAACGCAUGUUUCCUCGUCUGCCAUACGGCGUUUUUGCGCGCGUUUUAUUCGUUGAUGCGAGUCGUUGGCUAUCGAGGUCGCGAGGCGUACUGGGACAUCGAGCACGAUUGGAAGCACGGCAUGUCACGUUCGCCCAUGUGGACGUAUCUCGGUGAUGACGCGCAUGGUAAAGCGAUUGCUUCCGGUCCGUUCCGUGGUCUAACUUGCGGCGUUCUACCCAACACGAAACGUCCGGGCUACUCGCUCAUCAAGCCGCACUAUGUCACACGCCACUUCAACGCCAACUGGAACCAAAACCCGCUCUCGCGUGGCGACAUGUACUCAUCCCAUUACAACACCUCGCUCUACCACCACAUGCUCACGUCGCCCAAUUACACCUCGCUCCGUCGACUGCUGGAGACCUCGCUUCAUGCUUGGACGCACCAAUCCAUCGGCGGCGAAAUGUGGCUGUACAGCUCGCCCUGUGAACCUGCCUUCUGGCUCCUCCACGCCGAAGUCGAUCGCUGCUGGCGAAGCUGGCAAGCCACCCACCACUCCUGGUUCGACUACCAAGGCCAUAGACGCAUCAGAAACCACGACGGCUCCUCGCAGCUCAAAACCGCCUCGCUCGAUGAUACCAUCGACCUCUACGGCUUGUUCGAAAAGGUCAAGGUCAGAGAUGUCAUGCAUCCCAGAAGGGGGAUCAUGUGUUUCAGAUACGAUCGUUUGUUGGGUGGUGCCCCUGAUAACAGCUCGUAG